Penicillium malachiteum is the source of this 1167-nucleotide messenger RNA. RefSeq names its product DHHC family palmitoyltransferase. Lineage: Eukaryota; Fungi; Ascomycota; Eurotiomycetes; Eurotiales; Aspergillaceae. Bases 1 to 1167 code for a protein of 388 amino acids. The transcript has 6 exons. The record is from RefSeq and is a predicted model, not a curated record. Gene Ontology annotation, molecular function: protein-cysteine S-palmitoyltransferase activity. Gene Ontology annotation, cellular component: endoplasmic reticulum; Golgi apparatus. Gene Ontology annotation, biological process: peptidyl-L-cysteine S-palmitoylation; protein targeting to membrane.
AUGGCGACCCGCGCACAGAAGCGCGUCAACCUUGCGGUUUCCAAGGUUGUCCCGCCCCUGAUCAUUGGCUUCAUCAUUUAUGCCUGCUAUGUGGUCACGAAACCGUUAUGCAUUGAUUAUCUCAUUCACCCUCUACCUCAUUAUCAUCGAACUCCUCGGGUCGGCGCGGGCGUCGUAAUCCUGGUCCUUUACUUUAUCCUCUUAAUACCCAUGCUCGGAACAUACCUUCGACUUUUAUAUAAUACCAAACCUCAAAACACUCAGACACACGACUCGGUUGGCGUCGGGGACCAGGAAACCCCCCGAGAACCAGAGAAAGGGGACGAGACAUUGGACAUGGAGCAAGGCGUGAUUAGCCAAGCUGAAAAGCAAGCAUCUCAGUCGGAUGAGCUCAGUCUAGAGACAUUCUACACAAAGGAGGUUUUUGUUUGCCAGGAUGAUGGGCGACCUCAAUAUUGCUCUACUUGUUGUCAAUUCAAAAUGGAUCGAUCACACCAUUGUCGCGAAAUUGAUCGAUGCGUGCGCAAAAUGGAUCAUUUCUGUCCUUGGGUUGGCGGAGUGGUCUCGGAGACUACAUUCAAAUUCUUCGUUCAAUUUGUUGCGUACACUGCUCUGUUUUGCACAUUUGCUCUAAUCAUAUCUGCAUACUUUACUGCCGAACUACGUCGAGAUACUGGAAGCGUUAACCCUCAUUUGAGCGGCUUCUUUGGUUUCUUUACCUUCUCAAUGACUGUCAGCUCUCUCCAAAUGGCGAUGAUGAAUAUCACCACCAUUGAGAACCUCGGUCGUCGUUCUCGCGUUUGGACAUUAGCUAUCCGUGUUCCCGACCACCUACUCCAACGACUCUGGGUGACUGAAUCCCCAUGGGCCCCCACUUUCCGCAUGGUAUCAUAUCCACCAGAAGCGCCUACAACGCCACCGCAGCCCCAAACCACCGAUCCAUCUACAGAGCAGCGCUACGUCUUCGCUAUUCUCCACACCCAACCAGGCGAGAACCCAUAUGAUCUUGGCGGCUGGAAAAAUCUCCAGCAGGUCAUGGGCUACAAUUUGACAGACUGGCUUAUUCCCUGGAAGCCAAGUCCUUGUACAGAUCACAGCAGUCAAGAAAGUGCGUUCGCUCUAGGACCCGUCGUGGCACGCUUGAAGCAAGACGCGGGAUUGAUUUAG